AUGGGACAAAAGGUCAACCCGAUUGGGCUCCGCUUGGGGAUCAAUCAGUCGUGGCGCAGCAAGUGGUACGUCGACCCGCGCGAAUACGCGGCGACGCUGCACGAGGAUCUGGCGCUGCGCAAGACGAUCGACUCGGCAUCGGAGACCCGCGGUGCCGAUAUCGCUCAGGUGGAGAUCAUCCGGCAUCCGCAGCGCAUCGCUCUCAUCAUCCACACCGGUCGUCCCGGCGUGGUGAUCGGCGCCAAGGGCCAGAACAUCGAGAGUCUGGGCGCGAAGCUGCAGCGUCAGGUGGGCAAGAAGAUCCAAAUCAAGAUCAAGGAAAUCCAGCGGCCGGAAACCAACGCGCAGUUGAUCGCGAUGAACAUCGCACGCCAGUUGCGCGGACGGGCUUCGUUCCGGCGGGCUAUGAAGAUGGCGAUCAACAACGCGAUGCGCGCCGGCGUGCAGGGGGUCAAGAUCCGCGUCGCCGGGCGGCUGAACGGCGCGGAGAUGUCGCGGGUGCAGCAGUACAAGGAGGGACGGAUCCCGCUCCACACCUUCCGAGCCGACAUCGACUACGGCUUUACCUUGGCCGUGACCACCGUCGGCUCGUUGGGCAUCAAGGUAUGGGUCUUUCACGGCGAGGUGUUCGGGCGCGACAAGAAGGACGACGCCGGCCUGCUGCUGAAGCGGCAGCGCAGCCGCGAGGAGGCGGCGUAA
Molecule: messenger RNA, 699 nt
Organism: Geodia barretti
Lineage: Eukaryota; Metazoa; Porifera; Demospongiae; Tetractinellida; Geodiidae
Source: the annotation of a GenBank genome assembly